Messenger RNA from Cimex lectularius (bed bug), 1480 nucleotides. Its product is annotated as tektin-1. The record is from RefSeq and is a predicted model, not a curated record. Gene Ontology annotation, cellular component: microtubule cytoskeleton; nucleus. Gene Ontology annotation, biological process: cilium assembly; cilium movement involved in cell motility. Lineage: Eukaryota; Metazoa; Arthropoda; Insecta; Hemiptera; Cimicidae. The transcript is spliced from 8 exons. Bases 124 to 1377 code for a protein of 417 amino acids.
UAUGUUCAUUCAGUAACAAUGGUAAAGUAGAAAGUAUUGCCAUAGAAACGUAUAAACUACUUAAUUGGUACAAAGUUAGAUAUUAGAGUAGUUUCAACAUUUAAAUCACAAAGAGAGAUUAAAAUGCCUAGGGAAGAGAUAGAUCCUUCAAGGGCUUUAAAAGCUUUAGCCCCACUGCCUAGACGCCCUCCGAGAUUCACACUUGAGGAAUGGCAUUUAACAAAUAUAUCGAGGUUCAAGGAUAUCCUCGCCCAACAGAAACUCGCGGACAGGAUGCUCACUGAAGCCGAACGGGUAAUCGACCUUACGACCGACAGUACUGUUAAAAACAAGCUAGAAGUUGAACACCAGCUUACUGUGAAAAUCCGCGAUAUCGAAUUUAAAGCUGAGCAGAUCCAGAGCCAGAAGAAGAACAUAGAUAUUGAGAUUGAAGCUUUAAAAACCUAUUCAAUAAGGCUUGAAGAUGCCCAGGCGAAUUUGGGUCACAAAGCUCUUGAGAUCUGCAAAAAAUGUAUUGUUCUCAGAGAAGGCAGAUUGGGUGUGGAUCUGUGUAUUGAUGAAGUCGAUCUUGCUCUUGCCAAUGAAAUGCAUGUUAUUAAAAAUGUCCAGGGGAUGAUGAUGAGACUCAGAGAACAGGUCAAGGAGCAGGUUCGCAGGCUGAGAGCUAUGAACUACUCUCUCAGCCGUGACUUAGAAGAUAAAAAUAAUGUAGUAAAUAUCGACAAGCAUAAUCUCACGCUCAAUGAAAAAAGCAUGUGCCUUUCUAUUUAUCACGGAUCAGCCCGUCUGGACCCAGCGUCGAUCACACAAGAUGAAUGGGAAGGGCAUACGAUAGACACUAUUGAAAAAGCUGGCAAAGAACUUAACGCUGGACGACCCCUGAGAGCUUACAUUGAUGUGAUCCUUCAGCAGAUCAUAGAGGAUUUGUGGAAGCAAUAUGACAUAGUAAACGCUGCUUUCGCACGGCGUAUAAGCGAAUACAGAGAGUUGAAAAUAAAGCUUGAAAAUUUACAUUUUGAGACGGUGAGACAAGUUAAUGAAAUGACGAUGAAAUUAACAUCUUUGAAAAAAGCUCUCGCAGAAAAGGAAGGAUUCAUGGCCUUGGCACACACUCGGCUCGGGAACAGAUGUCAACGCGUUAACUUUGAACUUUGCAGAGACGAAGCAGAAACUUAUCUUGUCAACGAAGUACAUCAACUUAAGGAUAAUGUUGGGAAACUUCAAAUGAUGAUUGAAGAGACGCAGGCUUCCCUACGUUAUCUUUUGAGGGCUCAAGUCCAGUUGGAAGAGGAUAUCAACGUGAAGACCAAUUCAUUAAAAAUUGAUGAAGUUGACUGCAUGUCGCUUCGAGCUGGAAUGGACUAUCAUGCGUACUAGGCCUUUACUGUGGAAAUUAGUAAAACAACAGCAACAAUUUUUUUUUAAACAUAUGUAUUGUUUAUUUCAUUGGAAACUUUUAAAAUAUAUUCUUAAAUUCGUA